CAUAUUGUCUUUCGAAAUGAUGAUACCUCUCUUACGACAAUAAUAUCCCAUUUGCCUUUGUAUUGAUAUUAACAUUGACCAUAAUCGUUAUCAUUAUUAUUGAUGAUCCGAAGUUCACAAACUGGUCCUGCCAACACAGGUCCAAUCAAUUCAAGACUGGAGUCGAAUGCCAACAAUACCAAUAAUGGCGGCGGAAGCGGUAAUCACCAUCAUCAUUUCAUCCAUCAUCAUAAUAAUCAACAUCAUCACCACAACCAGCAUACCAUUCUGCUCCAUCCUCACCAACAACAACAACCACAACUAUCGCAUCAUCACCACUCACCGCAACAGCAACAAAGCCAAUCACCGUCCCAACAAACGCAACAGCAACAAGGCAAAUACAAACGUAAUGUGUUGGAACAGAUUCGCAAUUCUUUGAAGCCGUUUGCCAAUGCAUCGGAUUGUGGUGGCCAUCGAAGUGGCCAGCCGCAGCAAUCGUCAUCUCCGCUGCCGUUGGUGCCGCCGCCCAUGGUGGGAUCCAGUAUAAAUGCCAAUUACCAUCAUGAUAAUCAUGCUCAUCAUGGCUAUCAUGGCUAUCACCAGCAACAUAAUAAUAAUGUCCACCAGUCCAACAACAACAAUAUCUACCCACAACAAUCAUCCAUUCAUGGAGCGAAACCGCUGAUGAACAACAAUGAUCAUCAACCAACAGCGACUUUGUUGAACGAUGUGAAUCGUCAGCAGAUAAUCAAACGGGUACUUGAAACUGGUGGUUCCGAGGCUUUGCUUUCAAUGAUGCAGGAUAAACUGAAAGGUGGUGCAGAAAUGGAAUCGAACACCAAUCAUCAUACUUCAUCAUCAUCAUCAUCAUGUCAUUAUACUCAUCAUCAUAAAGUACAACAGCAUCCUAUUGUGAUCGAUCAACAACGUAUACAACAACAACAACAACAGCAAUAUUCGCAUAAAGUGAUCAAUAAAAAAUCAUCAUCAUCAUCGGCAUCCACAAUCAUGAUGACCACCAUGUUUGAAUGUUCGGAUGCGCAGAGUUUGUACAGCGGGGCGACUAGUGAGAAAAGUGCAUCCAGUUCAGUGCGAUCCGACAGUCCAAUUGUCAUGGUUAACGGUGCUAAUCAUAAUAAUAAUAACGCUAUCCUUGCUGGCAAUCAUCAUCAUGCCAUUGUUGCCAAUCAUCACCAUCCUCAUCAACAGCCGCAGCAGCAACGAAGCAACAGUAAUGGCAGCAUCCAUCAGAUGUCAUCGCUCGAUUCGAUUUGCUAUUCCUCAUCUUCAUCCGGUCUCUGUGGUCAAUCUGGUGCUGGUCCGCCUCCACUGCCUCCACCAUUGGCCACACAGGAAUCGCAAGCAUCUUCCAAUUGUUCCAGCCUUCAUAAUGUCCUAUCACCUGCAACUCAAUACCAUAGGCUGCAACAACAACAACAGCAACAGCAGCAGCAACAACAACAACAACAACAAUCAUCUUUUGUAUCGACUAAUCGUCAAGCUGCGAUCAAUAAGCCGCAAUCCAUAGCCAAUGCAACUUUUGCACACCGUGUAUUAUCACCAACGAUUUCAGCAAAUUUAUCUGCAGGGCCGCCACCACCAUUUCGACCGACCGAUCCAUUGCCGCCACCCCCAUUGCCACCACAUAGACCAACGUCGAAUUGUACAGUUGCACCACCUCCUAUACCACCAUCACAGCCGCAUCCAUCGGCAACGUUAUCUUCAUCUGAAUCAUCUUCAUCGAAAGCGAACGAAACUAAUUUGAUGCAGAUCAAAAAUUACAUCACCAAUCAGAUGGCCACGAUAUCUACCAUAGCAUCCGGCUCAAACACUGUGUCAUGCAAGAAUCAAACUGCCUCAACAACAUCCACCACUGUGACCAGUACCCCGUCGUACACGGUGCAGUGUCGUCCGAACGCAUUCAGUUAUGCCUCGUCUGCAUCCUCAUCAUCACCGCAACGUGGUGGCAGCCCGAUUUCAUUUGCAAAUUCCAGAUUCACAGCUGCAGCAGCCAAUAUAGCAUUCAAUUCGAUUAUUGGAGCAGCCAGUUCAUCAGCUACAUCCACAGCUCAAUCCACUGUCACUAAUUCCACGACCGGUUUGGUUUCCCAGGUGACGCAAAAAUUACACAAUCUUAAUAUGAAUUCAGUGGCCACCGCUCAUACAGGCAGUACUAACAGUUUGCUAUCGGCCUAUUCCAGUCAAAGUUUUGCUCAUAGUCCACCGCCGUCGUAUGCAGCGUCAAGUAGUUCGGGCAGACAAUCGCCAACACCCACUAUCAGUUCGAGUUCGGAUUACGCAUCCAUUCCGGUGUUGUCACCACCGCCCAAGACGCAUCGACAAGAUCAGUCGCAGCAAAAUCAAUCGGAAUAUAAUCAUCGCAAGUUAUCGUCGCCAAUCUCAUCCACAUCAUCGAUAGGCGUUCAUACUCAAUCGUCGACAUCGUCAUCGACGAAUCGAAGAGCGCAGCCAUUGCCGCCGCAAUCGGAAACAGCCAAACAUUCUUUGCAACCGUGGUCGGCCAGACAAGCCAUAUCUCAAUCGCCGAUCAUAAUGCAAUCAGUCAAAUCACAACAGGUCCAAAAACCGAUAUUGCAGACAGCCGUUGCACCGACGUUGCCGCCAAUCAAUGUCAAACUAUCGAUAGCAUCAUCCCAAUCCACCUCGAUGUCCAUAUCGACAGUGAUGUGUAUGAAUCAGAAAACAACACCCACCGGUAUAGCGACACAGCCCAAAGCUCCAUUAACUUUAGCUCCUUCGUCAUGUGGUUCGGCUCAUGUGGCUACACCCGCCUAUACGGCAUCCUGUUCAUCAGUAUCGCCCGCUUCAAUGUCAUCCUCAUCAAUGUCUCGGUCAUCGUUAUCGACAAGUAAAAAUCCGCCUCCAUAUCCAAGCGGAUCCAUGGCCAAAGCAAAUCAGCCACUUCCCCUACCGCCCUCUUCAUCGUCAUCAUCGUCAUCGGGCCAUCAUCAAUCAUCGACGACGGCCAACAAAUCGGAUACAGGAUAUCAUGCCGCUCCACCACCACCUUAUUCAUCUGCCGUACAACAGCAGAAUCAAAAUCGAAUGGCGGCACUGUCAUUCUCCAACACCAGAUUGAUGUUGUCCACUCAAAGUUUGGAUUCGCAGACGCAAAGUUCGGAUAUGUCAUGUAAAUCGCCCACACCACCGCCUACAGCGGCUGCAGCAUCAUCAUCGGCGGCAGUGUCGGCACCGCCUCCUCCGCCACCUCCCCCUUAUUCCUUGUCAGUCAGUCAGAACGAUUCGAUAGCGCAAAUCUUAUCCGGUCUGAGUAAUGGUUCCAGUAGUGGUGGUGCUACUGCAAACAACAAUGUAACUAAUGCGGCAAUACAGGUUCCAACAACCGAUCCACCAAGCUAUGCAUCGUCGAUGGCAGCACUAGCAGCACAACGUGUUGUUUAUAACAGUAAUGUCACUGGAAAUGGUGCCAAUUGCUCCACCUAUGUUCAAUCAGCUACUGGCAUUGCGGUGGCCACAACCACAACCAGCGACCAUGUUUCCUCAUUGUGUAAUUCAUCUCAAAACUGUGAUCUGGUCAAUACGGUGGAAAGCAUCUGUACAUCGCAGAUUAGUGCAUUACAAGGUGGCACAUCAUCAUCACCUGCCACCGCAGCGGUUACUGCUGUUUCAACUGUUUCAACCGUAGCAGCUAAUCGACGUAUUGGCUUGCCGCCAUCCGGUGAAUCUGCACCUGGACCACCUCUACCGCCCAAGCCAAACAGCAGUAGCAACAACACCAGCAACAACAACAACAACAAUAAUAAUAAUAAUAAUAAUAAUACUCACGCUAAUCAUGCACCUCCUAUACCACCUUCUCUUUCGCAUCUGCACGGUGGCCAUUUGCAAUCGUUGACCACAUCGGAUAAUGUCAGUGGUGAAGAUUAUGAGUUGGAUUCGUCCACCUAUUCGACUACCACCAAUGAAUCACUAUCGGCCUCCAUCUACGGCCAACAACCGUUUGCCAAGAUGAUGGCCACCGGAUCCACAACAACAUCAAGCCAUGAAAAUAGUGCCAGUUCGACUGCCACAUCGAUUGUGAAUGUGAACAACAACAACGAUAAUGAUAAUAGUGAUGAUUGCCAAACUUGUCAGCAACAAUCGAGCAAUGGCAGUAAUGGCAACACUUGUGAUCUAUGCAAACAAUGUGAUGAUGAUGGCAACGAUGGUUGCCGUGAUGUGUUCGAACAAACCGAGGAUGGCAGCAACAAACGUACCCAUCAAUCGCCCAUUCCUACGCGCAAGAAUCUGUCGAAAGCCAAGGAAAAAGAAAGACGCGAAUUCAAAGUGCGAAACUAUUCGCCGGCUGCAUUCAAAUUCUACAUGGAACAGCAUGUGGAGAAUGUGAUCAAAUCACAGCAGCAACGAGAAAAGCGUCGUGAGCAACUGGAAUCGGAAAUGAAAAAGGCACGUCUGUCCGAAGAAGAUCAACUGGGCCUGAGACAGAUGCUCUAUCAGAAAGAAUCCAACUAUAUACGGCUGAAACGGGCCAAGAUGGAUCGUUCCAUGUUUUCCAAAAUCAAAACCAUCGGUGUGGGCGCGUUCGGUGAGGUGGCACUUGUUCGCAAAUUGGACGCCAAUGUUCUCUAUGCAAUGAAAACACUGCGUAAAGAUGAUGUGCUCAAACGUAAUCAGGUGGCUCAUGUGAAAGCUGAACGUGAUAUAUUGGCGGAAGCCGAUUGCGAAUGGGUGGUGAAACUGUACUACUCAUUUCAGGAUGACAAACAUCUUUAUUUUGUUAUGGAUUACAUUCCUGGGGGCGAUCUUAUGUCAUUGCUCAUCAAAAAGAAUAUCUUUGACGAACCGUUGGCCAGAUUCUACAUUGGCGAAUUGGUUUUGGCUGUAGAAAGUGUACAUAAAAUGGGUUUCAUUCAUCGUGAUAUUAAACCGGAUAAUGUGCUCAUCGAUAAGGAUGGCCACAUCAAGCUGACCGAUUUCGGCCUCUGCACUGGAUUCCGUUGGACACAUAAUUCUCGCUAUUACCAUGAUCGUGUCGACUCAAUGGAUCUAGAGGAGGCCAGACAGAUCAGUUCAUACGAUUGUAAUUGCAAACUGGCCAAACCAUUGGAACGACGAAAACGCCGCGAACAUCAACGCUGUUUGGCUCACUCGUUGGUCGGUACGCCCAAUUACAUUGCACCCGAAGUGCUGGCCAAAAAUGGCUACACUCAACUGUGUGAUUGGUGGAGCGUAGGAGUGAUACUGUAUGAAAUGGUGGUGGGACGACCACCCUUCUAUGCCAACACUCCCGAAGAUACUCAAUUAAGGGUGAUACGUUGGCGGGAAUAUCUCCAGAUCCCCACAUUUAUAUUGAACAAAAGACUUUCGGAUGAAGUGAUCAAAUUGAUUGAGCAAUUAUGCUGCGAUGAAAGCGAACGUCUUGGACGUAACGGUGCCGAAGAGAUCAAGCGGCAUGCAUUCUUCAAGCAAAUAGAUUUUAGUGAAAAUCUUCGUGAACAGCCAGCGCCAUACGUGCCAGAAAUCAAAUUCGAUACGGAUACAUCCAAUUUUGAUCCAGUCAGUCCGGAUCGUUUACAUUCGAUCGAUGCCGAUGAUUGUAUCAGCAUGAAUUGUUUCAAUGAAUUCGGUGAUAAAAUGACCAACUUGGAUCACCGUAACAAUAACAACAACAAUAAUGGCAAAAACAAAGCCAAAUCAUCGCAUCCGGAUCAUGCGUUUUUUGAAUUUACGUUCCGGAGAUUUUUCGAUGCCAUCGAACCGUUUCGUUUAAGUAAUAAUGACGGUCACCACCACGCUGGCCAUUCUCAUCACCACCACCAUCAUCAUGCCCAUCACCACCAUCAUCAGACCGGACAAGUGGAUGGGCAAUCCUCCAAUCAUUCAUCGCCGAGAAACGGUGCUGCUGCUGCUGAUUGCAACAUUGAUUCGAAUGCUAGCGAAACAGCAAGUGAUUAUGAAGAAGUGGUCAUUAUGACCAACAACAAUAAUGAUGAAGAGAAUGUGUUGAUCGCAUCAUGCCUAUCAUCGCCGACAUCUGCCCCAGUCGAACAAAUCAAUCCCAAUUGUGCAGUAAUGAAAAACAAUACCAAUGCGCUCGAUUCGGAUUCAGAUUCAAUCACCAAAUCGACAACAGCAGCAUCAUCACCAAUCGUCAAUGACAAGGCAACGGGCAAAGAUUGCGAACAAAACAAAUCAUCCAAUGAUGAACAGGGUAACAAUCCGGUGUUUGUUUGAUGGAAAUACAAUAUUUGAAAAAUCAAUCAUCGAUCUCGCCAACCAUUCUCAACACAAUAAUCGGCAAAUUGAGCAACAAGCCAUUCA
Dermatophagoides pteronyssinus (European house dust mite) is the source of this 6279-nucleotide messenger RNA. RefSeq lists its product as uncharacterized. Gene Ontology annotation, molecular function: ATP binding; protein serine/threonine kinase activity. The record is from RefSeq and is a predicted model, not a curated record. Gene Ontology annotation, biological process: protein phosphorylation. Lineage: Eukaryota; Metazoa; Arthropoda; Arachnida; Sarcoptiformes; Pyroglyphidae.